AUGAAUGUGAAUGAGCUCAAGUGUAGGUUGUCCAAGGCUGGGCAGGAUCACCUACUGCAGUCCUGGGAUGAGUUGGAAGAAGCCCAACAAGUGGAACUUUAUGAAGAGCUACAAGAUAUUAAUUUUGAAGAGUUGAACUGCUUUUUCCGAAAGGCAAUGGAAGGAUUUAAUCAGUCUUCUUCUCAGGAGAAGAUAGAUGCGCGGAUGGAGCCUGUACCUCGAGAAGUAUUGGGCAGUGCCACAAGGGACCAAGAGCAGAUCCAGCACUGGGAAGGGGAAGGACUUCUUCAGAUUUCCCAGAACAAAGUGGCAGUUCUGCUCCUGGCUGGUGGUCAAGGCACAAGACUUGGUGUGGCAUAUCCCAAAGGAAUGUAUGAUGUGGGUUUACCGUCACAUAAAACUCUCUUCCAGAUUCAAGCUGAGCGCAUUUUGAAACUACAGCAGCUAGUUGAAAAACAUCAUGGCACCCAAUGCAUCAUUCCUUGGUACAUUAUGACCAGUGGUAGGACAAUGGAAUCUACCAAGGAGUUCUUCUCUAAGCAUAAGUACUUUGGUUUAAAAGAAGAGAAUGUAAUAUUUUUUCAACAAGGAAUGCUACCUGCAAUGCAAUUUGAUGGGAAAAUUAUUCUGGAAGAGAAGAGCAAAGUUUCCAUGGCUCCAGAUGGGAAUGGUGGUCUUUACCGAGCUCUUGCAGCCCACGGCAUUGUAGAAGAUAUGGAAAAGAGGGGCAUUUGGGGUAUCCAUGUCUACUGUGUGGAUAAUAUCCUGGUGAAAGUGGCAGACCCUCGUUUCAUUGGAUUCUGCAUUCAGAAAGGAGCAGACUGUGGAGCUAAGGUUGUGGAGAAGACCAAUCCUACGGAACCUGUUGGGGUGGUGUGUAGAGUUGAUGGUAUCUACCAGGUGGUAGAAUAUAGUGAAAUCUCACUGGCCACAGCUCAGAAGCGAACCCCCGAUGGACGGUUGCUGUUCAAUGCAGGGAACAUUGCUAAUCAUUUCUUCACUGUGCCUUUCCUGAGAAGUGUGGUCAACACUUAUGAACCUCAGUUGAAGCAUCAUGUGGCUCAGAAGAAGAUUCCAUAUGUGGAUAACCAGGGGCAACUAAUUAAGCCAGACAAACCCAAUGGGAUAAAGAUGGAAAAAUUUGUCUUUGACAUCUUUCAGUUUGCUAAGAAAUUUGUGGUAUAUGAAGUAUUGCGGGAAGAUGAGUUCUCCCCCUUGAAGAAUGCAGAUAGUCAGAAUGGGAAGGACAACCCUACAACUGCACGGCAUGCUUUAAUGUCUUUGCAUCAUUGCUGGGUCCUCAAUGCUGGGGGCCACUUUAUAGAUGAAAAUGGGUCUCGCCUUCCUGCCAUUCCACUCCAUGCUACAAAUGGAAAGUCAGAGACCCUCACAGAUGAUGUCAAUCACAACUUGAAGGAUGCUAAUGAUCUACCCAUUCAGUGUGAAAUCUCACCUCUUGUCUCCUAUGCUGGCGAAGGCCUUGAAAGUUAUGUGGCGGAUCGAGAAUUCCAUGCACCUUUAAUCAUUGAUGAGAAUGGUGUCCAUGAGCUGGUGAAGAAUGGCAUAUGAGCUACGUGGCGGUGCACUAUGUCCACAGGAGUCACUUUCAGUUGUGAUGGGUCUGCUGCAAACAAGUGUAAAGGGCAGUCAUUGAGGGAUGAAGUUUGAGAAUCCAUCAGGUUAAAUGUUUUGCUUGCUGUACCUGCUGCAAAACUCUCUGGAGACCUUGAUGCCCAGACUAAGGAGCAAUGAUUUCCUUUUGACUCAUGGCUCAUUGAAGUUCUUAUUUAUAUUUUUUAUUGUAUAUUUUCUUCUCAUACAAAGAAAACAUUGGCUCUACAAGGAAAUUGCCUCCAGCUUAAACACCUUUGAAGGUGUUUCUUGCCAUCUUAUUCGGAAUUGAAGAACAUUUAUUUUUAAAGUUGUACAUAGUAAUAAACCAUUGUAUGUGAAUCA
Messenger RNA from Gracilinanus agilis (Agile Gracile Mouse Opossum), 1956 nucleotides. RefSeq names its product UDP-N-acetylglucosamine pyrophosphorylase 1 (gene UAP1). Gene Ontology annotation, biological process: UDP-N-acetylglucosamine biosynthetic process. Gene Ontology annotation, molecular function: UDP-N-acetylglucosamine diphosphorylase activity. The transcript is spliced from 10 exons. NCBI's taxonomy places the organism in Eukaryota, Metazoa, Chordata, Mammalia, Didelphimorphia, Didelphidae. The record is from RefSeq and is a predicted model, not a curated record. Bases 1 to 1569 code for a protein of 522 amino acids.